AAUGAGGCCCCAGAUCUUACAAGGUAAAAUGUAAACUGUUCACUUCCCUUCUGUUCAUAAACAUUAUUGAGGAACUUCACAUUAUGUCUUUUUAUAUGGAUCACAUGUUACAAAUAUGAGUCCUAACCUUAUUUGCUGCAUUCGUUUUAACAAUAGCUGAAUACAUUUCUAGAUAUGCAUGUGUCACAUUUGCACAAGUCUUACACUAAUGUUUCUUUCUUUCCAGAAUUUUGCUAUUAAUUGUUGCAUCUAAAAUAUUAAAUUUGACAUCAUGAAAAGUGGGGUGCAAAACUGUUUGUCUUUUAUUGACAGUGUCGGAUUUGAACGGAAUGUGAAUCUCUAAGAUAAUAACAGCAGAGGUGAGACAGAGUUCAGGAUCACAUGGUUCCAUUUUCUCUGGGGACAUAGACCAGCUUCACAAAGUCUUUUGUCUAAUGAUUGAACUCAUUGUAAAAAAAAAAAAAACGGAAAAAUUGAAAAGUACCUAAAAUAGGUUUUGAGCCAAUGAGGUUUAGAGAGGGAGAGAGUUGCAGCUUUCUUUUUGAUUCUUUCCUCCUCCUCCAUCUCUCGCCGCGCGCUCAUUCAGCUGAUGAAAACUGGAGGAGCGCGCGCGCGCCCCUCUAAUCCGCGCGGCCAGGGACCCCGUUCCUCUCCUCGCUCCGCUGGUCAGGAGCGCAUCAUCUUUGCCUUUUUUUUUCUUGGUUUCCGCUACAACAUGAGCGCUGAUUGCAGCAGUUAUUACAACUCGGACGGAGGGUUUGUGGAGGGCUUCUCCUGCCCCAAACCGGGAAAUGCUGCGUUUGCGGUCUACUGCUGCGGAUUUAACGAUGUCAAGUACUGCUGUGGUGACCCCAACAGCUUUUUCCCAUACGAGUACAGCUACAUGUGGUGGCUGAGUAUUGGAGCUCUGGUUGGUCUUUCAAUUGCUGCAGUUGUGCUUCUUGCGUUCCUCAUCACUGUGUGUGUCCUCUGCUACCUCUUCAUCGCCACCAAACCCAGUCGCCUGGACAAUGGCCUCCCCCUGAGAGCACCAGCGGCGGACCCCAGUGACGGACCCAGUCACGUGAGAGUAACCAGUGCCUCUGGACCACAUGGAAUCCGAAAACACCUGAUGACUCGAAAAGUGGACUCAGAUAACGAACCGUCAGAGCCUGAGCGCCUGUUCCAGCGGUGCUUCACUGCCACAGUUACUGGAGUGAAAGUGGAAAGUCCUUCUUAGACCACUGAAUAACUUUUAAUCAAAGAAUCAAGCCUGCUGUGUGCAAUUCAGGAAGACUGUUAGACUAACCAGUUGCCAGAGUUUCCAAAGGGGAGUUACAAGUGGGAGGAGAACAGUAAUUGCUAACGUGAGGUGUGGUCAAAUGGAGUAGUCCGGUUGAAGUGGAAUAACUACUAUGUAAUUCUUUCAAGUGGUGGAACAAACAUCCAGAAUUCCAAUGACUACUCAGACAAAGAGCUUAUUAUAAAGGCUUGGAAAACGUUCUGCUCCUCAUGGCUUCUGAUGGGUGGAAAUUAAUUUUCUCUGAAUGAGAAAACAUAGUGUGCAUGGAAUUACAGACACAUAGUCACCAAGGCUCUGCUUUAGGGCAGACUGAGUUUGUGUUUCUAAAUCCAGAAAAGUGAGUGUGAUUUGAAAUGCAACAAAAACCAAGUAUUUUGUUCAAUUUCAAACUUCAUUUUAGUUGUGAGCAGCUUGACUGUUAUUAGAGGCAAAUCUAAAGUACGGGAGGGUCAUUCAAGCUCACAGACUCAGCAUUCAUAGAAUCACGCUGCUUAUCUUGUCCUGUGGAAACAACAAUACAGCAAGCAGGAAGUGAUUCCAUGAUUGUAGCUCCUCUCACAUUCUUGGUGUGUUCACAAAUGCUCAAGUCACAUUUAUGUUACCUCAUUUGCAGCAGACACGUGCUUAAGUGGUUAGCAAACCACUCUGUGGGCCGCACAGUGCGACUGGAGGAAACAUGGUUCAAUAGGUCUGAAAUAUGUGACACCGCAUUGAAAUUGCUAUGCAAUCAAAAGACCCCAGGAAACUCUCUCUGACACUGACAUUUUAAGAAAUAGCCUUGACAAAACAAAUUUUGAUUCAAGUCAGUGUGAUCUGAUGCAGUUGGUUACAUCUGUUUGAACAAAAUGUGUUAUUUUCCAUUAGAAUAAAAAAAGAGCCAUUUCUAUCAAUAGUACAAGACAUGGGUUUUCACAUGAGUCUGUUUGAAAUACAUUUAGUGCAACAAAAGUAUUUUUUGCCACAAAAAACAUUUAUAAAAAAUAAAAGGAACAAUAGCUCAAGGGUAUCCUAUAUGUUUGCUGUUUCCACACCUCUUUGAUAAAUGACGGAAAGAACUUCACAGAAUCUUAGACAACUUAAACAACAUCUUAAACAACAGUUUUAAAACUUGGAAAAUAUAUGUGAACCAGCAAUAUUAAGACAACUGACACUGUAAUUUAUCACAAUUGAUCUGACUCUUAGUAGUAAUGUAGAAGUACCUUAUUUGACUUUCAUGCAGCGCUUAGCAGAGCUAAAAUCAAUGCCUGCAAAACAAGCAACAUGACUUACUCACUGUGGAAUACAAAGAAGACUAAGUUGCAGAAUGCAUAAUGUUUGCUUUUGGCCACGUUUUCUCUUGGUUUGUCUAUGUGCUUACAUGCACUUUGUCAUUUAAGUGUAGUUGAGGAUAAUUUAAAGAUAAUUGAUUCAAGCUGCUCUGUGUGCAUUUAAUUAGGAGCAGUUUGAAGGGGUUUUGAAUUUAAAUUUAAAUUCAAAUUUUACCUGUAACUUACCCAUAUGACAGUCAUCAUGAAUGUACAGUAACAAAAUAAAUAGAACAUGAAAUAAAUUAGAAAGUGUAAACUAGUAUACAUAUGUAUAGGGAUCAAUGACAACCUGAAGGAGCAAGCUGACAAAGUUGAAAGAAAAUUUGACAAGAUUGUGGAAACUGCCAAAGAUUUGAGGGUUGAGUACGGGUUGAAGCUCAUGGAUGCUUCUUUUCUAGCUAGUCUUGAUGCCCUCACAGAUCAAACAUUGAUCUCAUGCAUGUAUUUAGGUGUGCUUCAGGUUCUGAACUGCAGGUUUGAAAGAACAGAAAGCCAUGUCGUGUGAUUCUGUUAAAUUAAGAUUCAAAAUAAAUUGAACAUUUUAAAUAUAAUUUGCUGCAUUUCAAAAGGUAAUUGUAGAAAGUGUCAUUUUGUGUGUUGUAAUGAUGGGACAUGCAGCUGUGUGCUGCAUGAGCGUGGAGCAAAGCCGUAUUGAUCUCAUAUUCUAUCUUAUCUCAGGGACUAAAGAGAAUGAACAUAAGAGUGAAGUAAGACUUGCUUAAGCAAACAUCAGUGUCAGUACUUUGAAUGCAUUGAAUGACUUGUGAUUACAUUAUUUCUACCAACAUUUUCAUGCAAAUGUUCCGUAAUGACUGGAGGCUAGAUGCUUCCUGGCGGUUCUACUGAUGCUUUGCAUCUUUUACCAACUCUGCAGUCAAUUUUCUUUUCAACGUUUCCAUUACUGUUAAUGAGGCUGGUGUUGCUAAACAACUGUGACAAAGCAUCUACCAUGAGAUGCUGAUGUGAGGAAGCAGCUGAUAGUGUGGUGACUGACUGUAUACCGGUGAUGUAUGAACGGAUCAGGAAGUUGGCUACACAAAUACUGAUUAAUGUCUCAAAGAAAGCACAUGAAAAGGUUGAGUGAAAAAUGAGCUGCCAAGGUCUCAUAUUUUAUCAUUAUCCAGCAAGGUACAGACAUGAGAGAACCUGGUCAUUCGUCAUGGUUCUUUGAAAUACUUAUGCUGUCUUUUUCUACAUGUUGAAUCACUUGUUUUUACUGUUUAAAAAAAGGGGAGGUUUGAUAUUUCUUUUUGAGUCUAAAGUUGUAACAUUGUGGUGUUUAUCUGUGAGGUUUGGACAGUGCCUUCAGACUUUAAUAUAUUCCAAAGUUUGUAGAUGAAUUGUAUUUGAUGCACAAGCAUAAGAAAGGAAACGGUCUCUUGGUGUCUAUGCUGGAAGCUUAUGGUAAAAGCCAGCAUUAUUUUUUUUUUUCAACUAACAAGUUGUACGAACAGAAAUAUGACAUGAAAGGCUUUUCUUUGGUAAGUGAAAUACAGAUUUGUGCCUCCUUUCAAUCACUAUUUAGAGAUCAAUACUCUAUGACUAUUUUUUUUUUUAUUAAGUUACAUUUUAAUUUUGUGCAAAUUUGACUUACAAAAACAUUCCACUGUCCCAGCAGCAAGCACGGAGGUGGGAGUAUAAUGACUAGUUAAAAAAAAAAAAAA
Messenger RNA from Oryzias latipes (Japanese medaka), 4253 nucleotides. RefSeq names its product protein shisa-like-2B. NCBI's taxonomy places the organism in Eukaryota, Metazoa, Chordata, Actinopteri, Beloniformes, Adrianichthyidae. The record is from RefSeq and is a predicted model, not a curated record.